Fraxinus pennsylvanica is the source of this 1071-nucleotide messenger RNA. Lineage: Eukaryota; Viridiplantae; Streptophyta; Magnoliopsida; Lamiales; Oleaceae. The record is from the annotation of a GenBank genome assembly.
AUGGAGGAACCAGAACGCCUCCCUCGAAUGCUCUCACCAUGCAGCAGUGGAAGAAGAUUAAGCAGUGAUUCAAAUUCACCUGAAUUCGAGUUCUGGAUGAUCCGGAACCCAUCUUUCCCUCAGCCUAAUCUACACUCCGCCGAUGAGCUUUUCUCCGAUGGUGUACUCCUUCCACUGCAGCUCCUCCAGACACAAUUAUCAGACGAACAAUCUGACCCUCAUCCUCCACCGCCAGCGCCGCCGCAAGAGGCUGAACCAUCGGGCUUGGAUCAAGUACAGGAGAGUACUGCUGAAUUAGCUCGUUUGUCAUUAACUACCGCAUUUACUUCCUCUAAGCGGUGGAAGGAUAUAUUCAAGAAAAGUGAUAAGAAAAACUCAGUUACGGUUAGUAAUGGUAAUUCAGAUUGUAGUACUGGUAAAGAGAAGGAUAGUUGUAAAGAGAAGAAGAGAGAGAAGAAGUGUGUUGGUGUUGGUGUUAGUGGAAGUAAUGGGGUGAGUACGGCGGAGUUGAACAUAAAUAUAUGGCCUUUCUUAAGGAGUAGAUCUGCCGGGAACGGCGGAAGUAGGCCGCGGACGGGGGCUGGAUCCGCAGCGGCGACACGAAAGGUAAGUAGUGCACCAUGCUCGAGGAGUAACUCUGCUGGUGAGUCCAAGUCUAGGAAGUGGCCAAGCAGUCCUAGCCGAGGUGGGGUCCACUUAGGAAGGAGCAGCCCUGUCUGGCAGGUACGCCGUUGCGGCGGUGGAGCUUCGGUUGGACGGAGCUCUGAGGCGGUAGUGAAGAGUUUUGCUGAAAAGGGGGUCAUAAAAGACCGGAAUGAAAAUCAUCGGAAAAUCUCCACAGCCAGCGAUGUCGGUAAGGCCAAAGGAAGGGUAUUGAAUCUGAAUGUUCCUACGUGUAUAGGUUACCGGCAUAAUUUGGGAUGUAGAAGUGAUGAAAAUAGUUCAAUUGGUACUUUUGCUGCCGCCGCCGCGUCUGGUGGUGGUGAAUCCGGCGGAAGUGUUUCCGGUGAAGGAGUAAGUGGCAGACAUUUAUUUAAUAUCCGAAGCCUCUUUACCAAGAAAGUCUAUUAA